Mangifera indica (mango) is the source of this 2382-nucleotide messenger RNA. Its product is annotated as pentatricopeptide repeat-containing protein At5g59600-like. Lineage: Eukaryota; Viridiplantae; Streptophyta; Magnoliopsida; Sapindales; Anacardiaceae. Bases 328 to 2082 code for a protein of 584 amino acids. The transcript has 2 exons. Gene Ontology annotation, molecular function: protein binding; RNA binding. Gene Ontology annotation, biological process: RNA modification. The record is from RefSeq and is a predicted model, not a curated record.
UCUAUCAAUGCAAUUGCCCUUUGGACAUUCUUCCUCUGUAUUCACCUCAAGGUCUCUUCCUUCAAAUGAACACUUAACUUAAUAUUAUGAACCUCUCUUUGAACAAAGAGGGUGACAAUAUUACGUGUAAGCUUUUAUGUCUUUCUUAUUUAAAAUAAAUUAGUAUCAGAUCUUCACAAGCUUCCGAAUCAACCCCACUUUUCGAGAACCUUUUUUUUUUAAUUUUCUUUUUCACUUUUUAAUGUCGGUUUAUUGGUUUCUGAAGCUUUUAACUCUGCCCUUGAUGUUAACCUCUGGACUUCUUUUAAACACAACGCUCACUUUCACAUGCAAAAACUGGGUAUUCAUGGAGCACUUCAUCCGAUAAUGAAACGCCUUGUUUUUUCCACAAAUAACUUGUCUUUAAGCUACUUAGAUCUCUUGCUUCGAAAAUGCAUGAAAUGUAAGGCUUUGAGACCGGGCAAGCAAGUUCACGCUCACUUGCUGACUAAAACUGGCUUAAACAUAUAUGAUUUGGACUCAAAACUCGUGGGUAUGUAUACAAGUUGUGGGGAUUUGACAUAUGCUCGUUUGGUGUUUGAUAAAAUUCCUGAACCAACUGUUUUUGCAUUCAAUUGGAUGGUUUUGGGAUCUACUUUUAAUGGGAACUUUCAUGAGGCAAUUGGGCAUUUUAAUUUGAUGAGAAAUUUGAUUGGUUAUUGCAAUAAGUUUACUUUUUCGUUUGUGUUAAAAGCUUUUGUGGGGUUGCUUGACUUAAAGAAAGGGAAGGAAGUUCAUGCUUUGGUGAAUGUUAUGGGUUUGGGAAGUGAUGUUUUGGUGGGAAAUGGAUUGGUGGAUAUGUAUAAUAAAUGUGGAGAAGUGUGUUGUGGGCGUAGAAUUUUUGAUAGGAUUGUCUGUAAGGAUGUUGUUUCUUGGACUUCAAUGAUUUGUGGGUAUUGUAAUGUUGGAAAGAUUGAGCAAGCUGUUGUUUUGUUUGAAAGAAUGAAGUUGGAAGGGUUAGAACCAAAUGAGUUCACGUGGAACGGGAUGAUAACGGGUUAUGCUAGGAGAGGUGAUAGCAAUGGAGCAUAUAUGUUCUUCUCUAGAAUGGUAAGAGAAGGUUUGGUUCCUGAUUUGGUCACUUGGAAUGCCAUAAUUUCGGGUUUUGCUCAAAGCCAACGAGCAAAUGAAGCGUUGAAGCUGUUUCAGGAGAUGUUGUUGUCCGGGAUAAAACCUAACGAGGUGACCAUAUCAGGGCUGCUUCCUGCCUGUGGCUUGAUGGAUUCAAUUCAAAGAGGUAAAGGAAUUCAUGGGUUGAUUUAUAGGAUGGGGCUUGAUUAUAAUGUAUUUAUCGCUAGUGCUCUUAUUGACAUGUACUCAAAAUGUGGCAGUGUGAAAGAUGCUAGGAGAGUAUUUGACUUGAUUAGAGUCAAGAAUGUGGCAUCGUGGAAUGCUAUGAUUGGAUGCUAUGGGAAGCAAGGCAUGGUUGAUUCCGCGAUUGAGCUGUUUGAGAGGAUGCAGGAAGAGGGAAUGCAAUUAAAUGAUGUCACAUUCACUUCUGUUCUUUCUGCAUGCAGUCAUGGUGGCUCAGUUGCGAAAGGUUCACAGAUUUUUAGGUCCAUGAAAGAGAGAUACAGAGUUGAGAUUAAUCAACAGCAUUAUGCUUGUGUUGUUGAUAUGUUGUGUCGUUCAGGGAGGAUUUUAGAGGCUUAUGAGUUGAUAAGAAACAUGCCAGUAGAAAUCACUGAUUCAAUUGCUGGAGCUUUCUUUAAUGGAUGUCAAAUUCAUGGAAGCAGAGAUUUGGCUAAAAUGAUGGCCAAGGAUAUCCUGAAAAUGGACAUGAAUAAGCCAGGAGGCUUUGUCUCACUAUCAAAUAUAUAUGCUGCUGAUGGAGAAUGGUAUGAGGUUGAAAAUGUAAGGAAAGUUAUGAAGGGGAAGAGUAUCCACAAGAAGCCAGGUUUUAGUUGGGUUCAGAAGCAGGAUCAGUUUGCUGCAGAGGAAAUAGAAAAAGAAAGCAACAAACUGGACCUUGGAUAUGAUGAGUUCACUGUGGAAGAAGAUGAAGGAUCUAAAGUUGUGGAAGCUGUUGAAUUUGGGAGCUAAAGUAGUAGAGUUGGUAAUCCUAACUCCUUAAAAGCGUUCCAUUUCUACACUAUAUUUCCUUUUUAUUCCUUCACUUGAAAUAAUUUUCCCCCAAUAGGAGUUGUGAUUGUAAUAAAUUAUGUCUUAGGCUUUUCAAGGGGGCAUAGAGUUGCUCUAUUUAACAUUCAGAAAAUUUUUCAUUAUUUUUCGUCUGUAUUCCUGAUCAUUGUAUAUUCGAUGUUGAUCUUAGAAAUGUGUUUCAAAGGGAAUUGGCGAUGUAAGAAACAAAUUAUUCAUAAUUCAUUAUUUCAUUGACUUCUA